Molecule: messenger RNA, 1818 nt
Organism: Camellia sinensis
Lineage: Eukaryota; Viridiplantae; Streptophyta; Magnoliopsida; Ericales; Theaceae
Source: RefSeq, a predicted model, not a curated record
AGUUAUCCGGUUUGAAAAGCCAUGAUUGCCAUGUCCUUAUACAACGACUUCUUCCUAUUGGAAUGCGUGGGUAUCUUAACAAGGACAUUUCUAUUGCAUUGUUUGAGUUGGGAAAUUACUUUCAACAGUUAUGUUCAAAAACAGUGAGGGUGAAUGAUUUGGAAAAAUUACAAGAGAGCAUAGUACUCAUACUUUGCAAGCUAGAAAAAAAUUUUCCACCUGCAUUCUUUGAUGUGAUGGUUCACUUAGCUAUUCACUUGCCUCGCGAAGCCAUUCUUGGAGGGCCAGUGCAAUAUCGAUGGAUGUACCCUAUCGAAAGAUUACUCGGGAUUUUGAAAGGGUAUGUAGCAAAUCGAGCUCACCCAGAAGGUUCAAUUGCAGAAGCUUACAUUGUCAAAGAAUGCCUAACUUUUUGCUCUAUGUAUCUUGGUGGGAUUGAAACCGUAUUUAACAGAGAGGAAAGAAAUGAAGAUGGUGGUGAUGUUGGCUCAGGGCAUUCAGUUUUUUCACAAAAAGUCCGUACUUUUGGGCUCACUCAAAGGGCAGUUGACGUGUCUGAGAAUGAAAGAAAAGUGGCUCAUUGGUUUAUCUUGUAUAAUAGUCCUGAAAUUGAUGAAUAUCUAGAGUAUGUUCUCAUUUAGUUAAGUCUAUGCAAAAUGCUUUUCAUUAUGAUCACACUCAAGUACUAAUUAUUCACAUUUGAUUUUUCAAGUAGAGAACACAAGAAUCAGUUACAAAAUGCAAAUGUACAUGACAUUACAAGACAACAACAAGAAGAAUUUCCUAGGUGGUUCAAAGAGCGGGUAAUAUAUAAGAUACAUAGAUAAUAUGUAACCUCUCAUCAUAAACAUAAUUCACUGUUCGUAGAUUGAUAUUAACAUCAUGCAUCCUUGUCACAUGUUCAUGUAGAUAAAUCAAUUACGAGCUGAAGGAUCAUCGGAAGCAACUGAUGAGUUGUGGUCAUUAGCUAAUGGUCCUAGUCCAAUAGUGAAUAUUUAUUCAGGUUGUAUUUGUAAUGGCAUUCGAUUCCACACGAAAGAGCGAGACAACCGUCGUAAAAGUCAAAAUAGUGGGUUGGUUGUUCAAGGGGAUCAUCAUGGUAUGUCAAUUGAUUUCUAUGGUCAGUUGAAUAAAGUUUGGGAAAUGACAUACAUGUUCGGGCAUCGAGUUGUGUUGUUUCAAUGCGAAUGGUUUAACACUGGUAGCAACAGAACAUUUCGCACUGAAACACAUUUGACAACCAUUGAUGUAAGAAGCCGUUGGUAUCAAAAUGACCCAUUUGUCUUGCCAAGUCAGUGCAACAAGUUUUUUUAUGUCAAUGAUACCAAAUUAGGUGAACAUUGGAAAGUCGUAGAGCGAUUUCAACGUCGAGGAAUAUGGAAUGUGCUGGAGCUUGAGGAUGUAGAUCCCGAUGAUAAUGAAUUGCCUAUUCCGAAUGAUGUGUUCCAGCAGGACGAGACCACUGAAAUUGUCCAAAUCAGCAUUGCAGAUUCCAUUAGCAACACUUUACGUAGGACUGAUAUUGCACCUGAUAUUAUUCCAAGUCAAGUGGUUCUGCAAUCUAGUACAAGUGUACAUGUAGAGGGUCCAAACAGAGAUGAUUUUAUCUGUGAUGAUAAUGAUCAACAUUCAAAUGAUCCUAGUGAUGAUGAAGAUGAAUUUCAUAGUCAUAGUAACUCGGAUACAGAUGAUGAUAUAGAGCCUUGAUUGUAAUAUCCUUUAUUUUUUGCAUUAUCAAGUCAUUUUCAUUGUAAUGCUCUUGAUUGUAAUGGCAUGGCCUUGUUAAUGAAGACAUGUUUAGUUACAACAAGUCCGGAA